Macadamia integrifolia is the source of this 2121-nucleotide messenger RNA. Its product is annotated as cytochrome P450 85A1-like. Lineage: Eukaryota; Viridiplantae; Streptophyta; Magnoliopsida; Proteales; Proteaceae. Bases 606 to 2003 code for a protein of 465 amino acids. Gene Ontology annotation, biological process: sterol metabolic process. Gene Ontology annotation, molecular function: monooxygenase activity; iron ion binding; oxidoreductase activity, acting on paired donors, with incorporation or reduction of molecular oxygen. The record is from RefSeq and is a predicted model, not a curated record. The transcript is spliced from 9 exons.
GAAUACUUUUUCUUCUUCCUCCAAUGCUGUGGUGACCAUGUGCCACUUCAAACCAUCCUUUGAUGCAUUAGUGGCGGCUUUUUUAUAGUUUCUUUCUUCUCUUUCUCCCAUAUCAAAAUCACUAAAAAUGCCUUACUGUAUAAUAGCCAACUAGAUUUUCUUUUUACUAUUAGUAGCCCACCAUUUAAGGCUUUAAGCCCUUCCUCUCCCUCUCUCUCAAGAAUUAAUUUGUUCCCCAAAUCUUUUCUUGUGGUUGUGGACUUGUGGUAGGUAAUUGAUUUCCAAACUCCUAAAAUCUCACAAAAUUGGGGGAAAAAAUCCACUAAUAAGUAAUAACCUGUUAGAGGGAGCAUUUACAACACAAUCUUGGGCUUUUAAAACUCUAGAAGAGUAGUCUAUAAGCUUAGAGUCCUUAGGUUGGGUGCAUGGAGUCUCUCUUUCUCUCUCUCUUUGGGAUUAUUUGGAUUCUGGGCCGUUGCCGUUCUCUUUCAAAUUGGCAGACCAUAGGUCUGUCUAUAUAUGCUUCUGACCCUACUACAACGUAGCAACCCAUCCCAUUUACAUCUCUCUUUGAUUCUGAGGUUUCAAGCUUCUAGGGAGCAUCAAUGGCGGCUUUUGUGGUGGUUUUCUGUGUGGUUUUGGGGCUCUGUAUCUGCACUUUCCUCUUGAGAUGGAAUGAGGUGAGGUACAGGAAGAAAGGCUUGCCUCCAGGAACAAUGGGUUGGCCCUUGUUUGGAGAGACCACAGAUUUCCUAAGGGAAGGCCCCAACUUCAUGAAAAACCAGAGAGCAAGGUAUGGAAGUUUUUUCAAAUCCCACAUAUUGGGGUGUCCUACAAUUGUUUCCAUGGAUCCAGUGCUCAACAGAUAUAUACUCUUGAAUGAAGGAAAAGGGCUUGUUCCAGGAUACCCAAGGUCCAUGUUGGAUAUCUUAGGGAAAUGCAACAUAGCAGCAGUGCAUGGCUCUGCUCACAAGAAAAUCAGAGGGGCAUUACUUAACAUCAUCAGCCCUACCAUGAUCAGAGACCAUCUUCUCCUAACAAUUGAUGAGUUUAUGAGAUCCCACCUCACCAACUGGGAUGGAAAAAUUAUUGAUAUCCAAGAAAAAACUAAAGAGAUGGCAUUGCUCUCAUCACUUAAGCAGAUUGCUGGUGUUGAAGCUGAUUUGGUUAGAGAAGCCUUCAAGCCAGAGUUCCAGAAGCUUGUACUAGGAACCAUUUCACUGCCUAUCAACCUUCCUGGGACAAAUUACCACAGUGGGUCUCAGGCCAGAAAAAAUAUCAUAAAACUGUGGGCAAAAAUGUUACAGAGAAGACGCAAUUCUCCUAAUAAUACCUAUAAAGACAUGCUUGGUUUCCUAAUGAAAUCUGAAGACCAUAACAAACUCAAUGAUGAAGAGAUAAUUGAUCAAAUAAUUGCAAUCCUGUAUUCUGGUUUUGAGACUGUCUCUACUACUUCAAUGAUGGCUGUCAAAUAUCUCCAUGACCAUCCAAGAGCACUUCAACAACUCAGGGAUGAACAUUUGGCUAUUAGAAAAGAUAAGUGGUCGUCAGAGGAUCCGAUCACUUGGAGUGACUAUAAAUCAAUGAGUUUCACUCGUGCGGUGAUACUUGAAACUUCAAGAUUGGCUACUGUUGUUAAUGGUGUGCUAAGGAAAACAACUCAAGAAAUGGAACUGAAUGGCUAUGUCAUUCCUAAAGGAUGGAGAAUAUAUGUGUACACAAGGGAGAUCAACUACGACCCCAUUUUAUAUCCAGAGCCUUUCACCUUCGAUCCCUGGAGAUGGAUGGCGGAUAAGAAAUUGGAGUCUCAUAACUACUUCUUGAUAUUUGGAGGUGGAGGCAGGCUAUGUCCAGGGAAAGAAUUGGGAAUUGUAGAAAUAUCUACAUUUCUUCACCACUUUGUCACUAGAUACAGAUGGGAAGAAGUUGGGGGAGAUAAGAUAAUUAAGUUUCCAAGAGUUGCAGCACCAAAUGGACUACAUAUAAGGGUUUCAAACUACUGACUCUCCAAUGGAUAUACAUAAAAAAAAGAAGUAUAUAGCAUAUUGAAGGAAUUUGAUGUACAAUAAUGGUUUUAAAAGGUCAAUAAAAUAAUUUAAUACUUUUCUUUUUUUCUGUAAA